AUGUUCCAAUCCGCGUUAACUCGAGUGCUUGUCAAAAUGUUUCCGUCGACACGCGUGCUCGACACGUGGCGUAUCGUGCUUCUCCUGUUGGUCGGUUCGUCCGUGGCUUACGGCGGCGCGCCAUGCGAGCCGUCGUCCUUGCGAGGGUUCACCCAUUCCUCUCGUGCUGCACUGGGCGCGCAACGCCUCGCGCCUGCCGCUCCAACUCGCACGGCCCUCACCAAUUUUCCCCUUUUCCCCUUCCUCUCCCCCUUCCCCCAUCCCCCCUCACCUCUCCCCCCUCCCUCCUCCAGUCUCGUGCUGCACUGGGCGCGCAACGCCUCUCACCUGCAGCUCGCACUAGAAGCCAAACCCGCCAGUGGGGCCGAGUCCGGCUGGUUCUCCGUCGGCUGGACGGCAAACCGCGGCCGUAUGUACCCCGCGGAUUGCGUGAUCGGGAACCUUCCGGGAAGCAGCGUGGGCGCGUAUCGAAUCUCCGGGUACAGCCAGUCUGACGUGGCGCCUUCUGAUAGGUUCAAGAUCGGGAGGCCUGUGCUGUCAGGGGGAAGCAAUGGCGGGACAAUCAUAAGGUUCUCUCGUUUUCGAGGGGACGGUGGGACGGUACCAGUGAGCUUCACUGGCAGCAGCAACCUCAUCUGGGCUUUCUCUGAAUCUGGAUCGACAGACCUGGCCUUCCACGGCGACAACGCUUUCAACCUCCACUGGAAAACCGGGGCAGAUACAAUAGCAAUGGCUGCUGACGUGGCGACGUCUGGUUGGGUGGCGGUUGGAUGGUCCAGCAGCGGCAAGAUGUACCCCGCUGACGCAGCCAUUGGGAAUCUGCCACCUGGCACUCUCGCCAACGGGGCGGCGGUGGGCGCGUACCACCUCAGCGGGUACGGCGUCUCUGACGUGGCGCUGACGUCAUCGUUCGAGCUAACCAACACGACAGCCACAACAGCUAAUGGGAGAACAACAAUUACAGCCUUGUUUCCCAGUCCAUCAACCCACCUCUAUCCCUUCCCCCCACCUCUAUCCCUUCCCCCCACCUCUAUCCCUUCCCCCCACCUCUAUCCCUUCCCCCCACCUCUAUCCCUUCCCCCCACCUCUAUCCCUUCCCCCCACCUCUAUCCCUUCCCCCCACCUCUUUCCCUUCCCCCCACCUCUAUCCCUUCCCCCCACCUCUAUCCCUUCCCCCCACCUCUAUCCCUUCCCCCCACCUCUAUCCCUUCCCCCCACCCCUAUCCCUUCCCCCCACCUCUCAGGGGCGCCACCAGCGCGCUCUGGGCCUUCUUAGGGUCUAAACCCGAACACCCCUCCCCCUUCCCCCCUCUUAUCCAUCCUUUACCCCCCCCCUGCAGCUUCGAGCGACCCCUGUCAGUGGGUUCUGUCCCCAUCAGCAGCAGCGGCGCUACCGCCGUGCUCUGGGCCUUCUCUCGCUCCGACUCGCAGCAACUGGACGACCACGGGCCGAAUGAGUGA
Closterium sp. Naga37s-1 is the source of this 1461-nucleotide messenger RNA. NCBI's taxonomy places the organism in Eukaryota, Viridiplantae, Streptophyta, Zygnematophyceae, Desmidiales, Closteriaceae. The record is from the annotation of a GenBank genome assembly.